CGUGCCUUUGCUAGGAUGCACCGAGCUUCUGGUGAAGGGGAUUUGCACAGCAAUGCUGAAGAAAAUUGGAGAGAAAAAAUGGAAGGUGAAACAAAUAUGACAGGCACAAAAGAUGACAGUGAAAAUAGUGUUUUGCUAUUUUCAGAUGAAGAUGACGGGAUUGAGCAGUUGCUACAAGAUAUUAGCAAGAAGACAAUGAAAGUAGUUGCUGAGCAAGUGGACUCGCCCAUCUCGACACACAGCUCAGAAGGAGAUCAUAUUCCUGAUACUAUUCAAGACAAAUGUCAGCAGAAAGUGUUGAAUUAUCAACCUGUGUGCACUAAUCCAUUUCCUCCUCCUGGCGAUAUUGGAAGAAAUAUGGUAGAGUUAUCAGAGCGGGAAAGCACAGAUUCGGAGAGCAGUUUAUUUAAAACACAGCAUCCCGUUGUACCACUAGGACAGGCGAGAAGGCGGGGCACCGGAAAAUGUCCAUCCAGAUCAGCCAGAGAUCAAACUGCAGAAAAUACCGACAGCUCGACUGACUCAGAUGACAUUCCAUACCGUCCAAAUUAUGUGAUGGUUGGUCAAGUAAGGAAAUGGCGACGACACAAGAAAUACAAAAACAAAUCUGUUUAUAAGAGGACUGGGCGUCCAGUAGGAAGGCCUCGAUCAUCCAUAACCAAGGCUGAGAAGAAGAGGAGAUUGAAGGAACGAGGGCUGCAGUUUCCAUUUGUGCAGAAGGAAUACGGAAGGAAGCAUUUACCGUUUAAGAUGAUUUUUGCCUAUGAGCAAGCAGCUCUGUGUGGAUUAUUUACUUACAUGAAGGAGCUAAAAUGUCAAAAGCACCUCAUAAAGUCCUUAGAAAAAAUAAAUGUAGACUGUCCAGACAGAGAGUGUGGUCCAAUAAGGCAAUGCAAGUACCUGGAUGAGAAAAGACCAGUUUCACCGAUACAAGAAAGCAGUGAUGAAACCUGCAUUGAAGACUUUGAUAAUGAAAACACGUUCGGUGUAAAAGUUGUGCUCAUUACAAAACCUGCUACUCAUUUCCCAUCCCACAUUGUGUUUACUCAUCAUCCUUGUCCUCAAUGAACUGCAUUGGUUUCCAUUCCCCAACGUUUAAAACUCUCAUGUUUGUAUUUAUAUUCUUUCUUGGCUACUUCUGGAACCUCCUCUAGCAUUAUGAUUUUCCACUUUACUUUGGAUAACAGGGGGAAGGAAAGCAACAGACAGAGGAGAAUGAGAAAAAUUGUUCUUGAAAUAUUUUUGAUUUAACAGCCUAGUGUAAUUCUCAAAGCACUGGGACAGUGAAAACUAGCAAAUAAAGGUAGCACCCUAUCUAUCAUAGUUUCAAAAUAAGGUUCAAAUGUUCAUAGAUUUCUGUCUGUUUGAACUGGCUAUCCCUUGAAUUGUCUGGGUGUAAUUUUCCUAUUUUCAGUUCAAGUGUUUAUAAGAGCGAGACUUAUGGCUCCCAGAUUACCAUGGGUAAGAACAAAGUUUCUCACGGAAUCUUCAGCUCUUCACAUCAUUAAUAAUCCUGGGUGCCUGUUUCAUGAAUCUCUCAGCAGGAGGGGAAAGUGCUCACCAGCGUCCACACCUUCUGGCUUUCAUGCCGCUGAUGACAUGAUUAAAGCCCAACUGCACACCACUUCAGACGCUGCAAACCAGAAAAUGCCCCCCACGUUGUGGUGCCCAACCAUUAACCCUGAGGACGUGGCCCAGAGGAAGUGAAAGCUCACCCCCAACGUCACUGACAACCUGGCGGUUUCAGUGAUGAGGUAGUGGAGAGGAGGGCAGUCAUUUUUUUCUGUACACUGCCACAGUAUACCAAGCCACCAAGCCAAGCCAGCCUGAGGUCACAUUGCAGCCUGGGUCAGUGCUGUUUUCUAAGUGAAGCAGGUCUUCUAACAGAGCAGCAAGAGGGUUAGUUGCCUUCUGUGCUCCACAUCUCUCUGCUAGCUCUCACUCACAUCUCACCAGUGCUCAUGGUCUACAACUCUCAUUGCAUGCAUCAUACCCACUCAAUGGCUCUUGCCCACCUCAGCCUUCCAAACUAAUAAUCCUUUCUGUACUCUGUGUCUCCUGCUUACCACCUUGCCUGCUCCUACAUCACCUGUAACUGCUCUACCAUCCACUCCCAUCGUACUCAAUCCCCCCUUCAUCUCACUACAGGAAAGUUGAGCCCACCGUCCGGAACUGAUAGCACCACAGCACCCUAACCAACCUGCCUGGUAUCCCAUGACUGGUUGUACUUGAUCUGCAGCAGUGAUUGCAGCCCAAUUCCCAGUCAGAUUCCAACACUCUAGCUGGGGUAAGUGCCUGACUGACUGUGGGCAACAGUAUGAACUGGAAUGUGAUGUGCCCCUUGACUGACUGACUGGCACUCCUUGACUGACCUGAGUCCCCUUUUGCCUUACCAUAGACUCCUCCACUUUGACUUUCACACUUGGUCAUUUACUCAAAGCACAUGCAGUAUGUUUACCACACGUGCUUCAGGUGUGACGUUGACAUGGCACAGUGCUACAGGCCAUACAUCCAUCCCCUUAACUGUUCAGUACUCCUCACCUUGACAAACUGCCUGCCUUUCCUUCUGCACUGAAAAGCAAUGCAAACCACAGAGGGUGGCAACCUGUAAUUGAGCAUUGAAGACCCUGUGUGCUCAGGAAGCAAUGUUACGAAACAGAGACUGGCAGCCUGUAAGUCAGUGACUGUUUGCUAAGAAAGCAAUAUAGUUAGAGGCUGGUAGCCUCCAAAUUAGUACAAAGUGAGUGCCAUGAAAGUAAGCCAUGAGCCACAAGAUGCAUCCUGUGUAGAUACACGAGAUGUGUGUGUUUCUCUGUGUGCAAAGCAACCUGCAAAUCACUGGUGUUGAAGGGCUAAAAUGGUGUCUGAGAGCUGGCUUAGUUUUGUAGUAAGGUUGGUACGUUGCUGCUGCCAUUGAGAAAGGGUUGAUGAGAAUGGUGGCCAUGCAGCAAGCAGCAACAUAGUUGUGAAAAAGCUGGCUGGGACAAGCAUUCAGAGAGAUACUGUAGCUGACAAGUACCUGCUGUGAUUUACACGUCAAUAAGUUGUGCUCCCCAGCUUAUCAGGGAAGGAGGAGAGAAUUUGGAAGUGGCAUAUAAAUAGAGCAAGUUGGUGUUUAAUGGGAUUCAAAUAUGUGGAAGUAACAUAGUCACUGCUGAAUGGUGAGAUUCUGAAGUUGCCAUUUAAGGUUUGAAAGGAAAGUCAGGAGAAAUGUUGAUGCUGAGAUUCUGAUUUUUCUGUGUAUUUUCUCACCAUUGCUAACACCACACAGGGGCUGAGGGAUGAAUUCUGCCUAAUAUCUUAUAUUUUUCUUUCCCUUUUCUUGUUGACUUACUACCAUAUUGAUUUAUUUUGCUGUACAUUCCUACACUGUACAGGAGUAUGUAGGUCAACACCAUCUUUUCAAGAGCAAUUAGGGAUGGGCAGCCAAUGCUGGCCCAGCCAGCUAUGCCCAUAUCCCAUGAAUGAAUAAAGAAGUGGCUGAUUCUUAGUCAAAUGGUUCCUGGCAGCAUAAAAAGGUUCUCCUAAGAAUGAGCAAGAGGCUGUCACUUACAAUACCUUCUAAAUCAUUGUCUUAAACUGUAUCUUAAAAUAUACUUCUCAAAACUUAGACAGUAACGAUUCAGUUCAGGCUUGUUAUCCCAAUUCAUAAAACAUACCAAUCAAUGAAUGCAUAAUUCAGUUUAUAACCAAAACUUAACCAAAGAUGUAUUUUGCCACAUUGAAAAUAUUGACUCAAUGUUACUCCAUUUUUUCAUUAGAAAUAAAUCAGAUUGUGAACCUUUACUCAUGAAUCAUGAUUUGAACAGGCAAAACCUCUGAUUUUAUUUCAAGGAAUGUUCAGAGUUUGUUAAUAUUUAACAUUAGAUGAUUUAGAAAUAUUUGAAUGGUUGUUUUGUUACCCCAGAACUUGAGUAUUUCUGAAAAGAAACAUGCAUUUUGUCGAUGUUUUUCAUCUUGUACUCAUCAGGAGAUCUCGCAGGAAUAACAAUUCAAGGGGAAAACUAACAUUCAUCUGUUUAAGAGGAAAGUGUUGAUUCAUUGGUAUACAAACUCUGGUACAGGUUUUGCCAUGGAGAAUGCACCAGUUAUUGUGUAAUACCCUCACCAAUCAGAGCCAAUCUGCUUGGUUUAAGAUUUAAACAAAACCUGGCUGUUGCCUCUGAAUCAUCAUUAAUUAGUGCAUUCUCCACAGCAAAGCAACUACCAAACAGGAUCCAGAUGCCAACCAAUCAGCACUCUCCUCUCGUGCAGUAUAAAUAUAAAUUUCCCUUGAAUUGCUAUUCUUGUGAAUAGUCUUGAUUAAUAUAAGAUGAAAAGCUUGGAAAAGAUUUUUUUUCAAGUAUUAAAUGUUUAAAUGUACCUGCAUCAUGUACAUAGCAUUUUGGCAGUUUUGGCACUUUGUGACUUGAUUAUUAUGGUGUUCUGUAACCUAUUCGUAGCGUAUUUGGAUUCCUGAUCCACUAGUCUGAAAUUGUUGUCUAUAUCUUACUGUUCUCAGUCUCUCUAUUGCCACUCCAACACUUCAAGGCUAAUGUACGUAGACAGUAUUUGAGCUAAUUCAUUCUUUGUUCACAAUGUUUGUUUUAUUUGUAGGAUAACAGCUGUUUUGUAAUGGAAAAGUUUGGAAAAAAGAAAAAGAGCCUUAGGAAAAAAAACUCCAAAGGCAAAAAUAAAGACAAAUGUACACCUAAUGGCAAAAGUAAAGCCAUUGAGAAAAAUAAAUCGAUAACAGGCCAACAAAAUAACACAGAGUCUUCCUCUACCUGAAAAUUGUGACAGAACAAUUGGCUGUAACAACAAUAGGUAGCCCAUUGUUUAAAUCAGCCAGUCUACAAAGAAUAAGUGUAUCAUUUGAUGAACUGGAAAAUGCGAAAACACAGGCAUCUUUUAUUUUCCGAAGAAUCCCAAGAUCAGUGAACAUUCAAAAGAAUGAGACAGAAUGGAGAAGGUUAUCACAUAAAGGAAAGAAUUCUAGAGAGGUUGGAAUGUGAGUCAGUGCAUCCAAUCCCUGUCGUCAGCAUCUCUGCAAGAAAUGUUUCCUUUGAGCAGUGACCCAAUGGAACAGCUUAACAAUGGUAAAAAUUUAUUGUCAAUGUCUAAAGGAAGAUGAAUAACUGCCAAUGGGAAUGACUAUUUCAUUGACUAACCAGUUUUUUUUUUCAAAUGAACAGGUCAGCUGCUGGACUGGAAAAUUUAAUGAAUGUAUGUCAUAAUGGCACUCAAUUAAUAUUCCUGCUAAAAAUGGUUUUCACUGCAGUGUGUGCAUGUUCAUAACUGAGAAACUGAGCUCAAUAACUUACAGUUGGCUAAAAUGUCUGUAAAAAGUCAUUUUGUAUUCAUUUUGAGGACAUUCGGUUGUCAAGAAUAUACAAGUUAAAAAUUACGCAACUAAGUAUAUGGUUGUCAUGCUGUGGGCACACCUUGUGCAAAGUGAAAAAUAUACUGGCAGUCCAAACAACAACAACUGGAUAUGCUGUGCAAAUUAGAGUGGCUAAGAAGUAGUGGCACCUAAAAUAUUGUUUUAAAAAUAACCUGAUAAGCAAACAUCAAAUAUUUAUAAUCCAAAUCUGUAGAAUAUGCAAUUAAUUAUUUAAUUUAGACCUUUAUUAUUUCACCAGUAACUAUUUCAGCAAGAAAUUUAUUUUGGCAGACAUUGAAUUGAAUUGAAAAUUGGCACUGGAAAUUGAAGAUUACAUUUGCAGGAAUUGUUUUGUGUGAGCAUUGUGGUAGACAAUGCUGACUAGCAGUCUCUUAUGGAUGCACAUGAUUUGAUCUUCAGUGACACUCAUUUUUAUUUUGUUGAAUGCUACAGAGAAGCACUUAGUUUUUGUGAUAAUUAAUAAAUGGAUUAUUAAGUUGAACUUUUGAUGGUUUUAUACAUUGUAUAAAUAAUAUAGCUAAGAUUAGUCUUUUCAACCUGGAAAUGUCAUUUUUGAAUGUGGUUUUGAAGACUUAGUUGGAAGAAUGGAAAUACUUUGAUUCUGAAGACUCCACCUGAAUACUUUUAUUUUUAGCUUGAUUUUCAUUACAAUAUAUAGGUGAAAACUGCUAACAAUAUGGCUUGGAUUUAUGCUUAAAAGAUGCCACAUCAGUUCUAUUGUCGGUGUUGUUAAGAUGUUGCAUGUGUUUAUUUAAAAAUAGUGACAAUUUCUUUUGUAAAGUUUUAUGUUUACAUAGACACCAAUAAAGCAUAUACUAGAAAAAUCUCCUGCUUCAAUGUUGUCCUUUGGAUUUGCUAUGUAACUUUGUUUAUACUGAUUAGUGUAAUUUGCUUCUUUACAGAACAUUAAUAUGUAAAUUAUUCCUUGUGAUUCUGUCGGGUUCCACAACUAGACAUAAAGCAUUCCUGUGUUUAAAAUAUGUGUGAGAAAACAUGAGAAAUGAAUGGAAUCUAUCAAAUCUGUUCUUUGCCACAAACCACAUACAAUUGGCUUGAGAUGUACCUACUGUAAUUCCAUGAUAUUCAGUGCCAUGAAAGCUAUCCAACUCAUUUAAUCAUCUCAGAAAAUGUUCUGUAAAUUGAUUGAAAUUGCUGUGCACACAGCUGACACUUUUUCCAUUGCCUUUUAUGUUGAAUAUUUUCUAGAUAAAUAAAUUAUCACUUCCAGCCUGCAAUCCUCCAAUGUUCCAGCCUGCUAUUUCAAGCUGUGAAGAAAAGGCUUUCUCUCAACUUCUAUAUCAGUGGUACACUCCAUCCCAUCUUUCUUUUUUGGUCAUCAAAACCCUCUUCUGUUAUCUUCACCUCAAAGUUUUACUUUUGCAAUACUCAAGCUGAUCUUCACACAUCAACCCUGUGAGGAAUGUGUUCUGCUCUAGUGAAAAUCUCAGUAGAUCAUGCGAGGAUUUUGAUCUCUCGUGUCUCAUCUACUGAAACCUUGGAUUAUGAAGACGAGCCAGGAUUCAAGUAAAGUAAUCUGAAGAUAGAUAAGUCUCAAAGGAGCUGAAUCGUUCUUAUCCUGUUACUACUCGCCACUCUAAUGUCACAUUAUGGUUCGCUGAAUAGCCCUCAAUUGCUUUUGUGGGGAAUGGUGUUGAAGUUCAUGAUAGGAAUUUGGAAAAUCAGUUUUUACUUAUAUAGUUUGAUCAUAAUUUUUUUCCAUAAACUACCAGGUAUUCUCAAACCCAAGUCAUUGUACAGCUUAUAAGGUGAACAUUCCUAAUUUUCCAUGACAAAUAUUAACCAAGAAUUUCUAACUCAGGUGCCUUGUUGGCUUCAGAAUUGAAUAGGGAACUGAUUUUAUUGAUUUUGCAUAAGAUACUUUGUGUGCCCAGUUAAAUAACCUCCUACUCCCCACCCCCAUUCACAUAGAAUAGCAGCAUUUUGCAUUUGACACUUUUUGUUGACUUACAGAUUUUGAUUAUUUUCUAUUUCCUUUAUCUUUCCCACCCUGCCAAGACCCCAAAUUUACAGAGUUGUUGUAACUGAAUUGUUGAAAACUAUGCCAGCCUAAGCCAGAAUUGGCACACUUUCCAAUGAAUCAAGGUUGGAGGUUCAAGCCUUGCCUCAUGUCACCUACACAACACAUUCAGUGUGGUACCUGAGAGUUGUGUGCUGUCAGUGCAGCCAUUAUUAAGGCCUUGGCUGCCUAUUCAGGUAGAUGUAAAUAAUGCCAUAACAUCACUUUUAAGAUGAGUGAGGAAAUUGUCCCAUAAAUACAGAGUAACUGGUAAACAAUCUUGUUACUAUGUCACAGGCAUGCUAUUUUUCUUAUAAAAAAUGUAAUUCAAAAGAAUUUUCACAUACUACAAACAUGAAAG
This is a messenger RNA of Rhincodon typus (whale shark), 7761 nucleotides long. RefSeq names its product TATA box-binding protein-associated factor RNA polymerase I subunit D. The coding region runs from base 16 to 1068 and encodes 350 amino acids. The record is from RefSeq and is a predicted model, not a curated record. Lineage: Eukaryota; Metazoa; Chordata; Chondrichthyes; Orectolobiformes; Rhincodontidae. The transcript is spliced from 6 exons. Gene Ontology annotation, biological process: regulation of DNA-templated transcription. Gene Ontology annotation, cellular component: nucleoplasm; nucleus; RNA polymerase transcription factor SL1 complex.